AUGGGCCAUAAUAUUGAGCAGUACACCUGGGCAAGUGAGUUGAAGCCUUUACUUUCUAAGGCCAUGAACAAGAUCAUGAAGUCUAAUCCAGCCCUGUAUGUUUUAAGAGAGCGCAUUAGAAAAGGGCUACAAUUGUAUUCUUCGGAACCUACAGAACCUUACUUUUCAUCUCAAAAUUAUGGGGAGAUAUUCAGGAAUCGGAUAAUCUGGUUUGUGGAUGACACGAAUGUGUAUUGUGUCACGAUACACAACACAUCUAAGGGAAAUCUUACGACAGAACCCUUCAACGGUGCCAUUUUCAUAUUUAACCCGAGAACUGGGCUACUAUUUUUGAAGGUCAUUCACACGAGUGUAUGGGCUGGACAAAAGCGUCUUGGUCAUCUGGCCAAGUGGAAAACUGCUGAAGAAGUUGCUGCUCUCAUCCGGCCUUUGCCUGUUGAAAAGCAACCGGAACAAAUCAUUGUGACACGGAAUGGAAUGUUGGAUCCUCUUGAAGUGCACUUGCUUGAUUUCCCAAAUAUCGUAAUCAAAGGAAGUGAGCUUCAACUGCCAUUCCAGGCCUGCUUGAAGAUUCAUAAAUUUGGUGAUCUGAUCCUGAAGGCCACAGAGCCGCAGAUGGCAAAAUUGUUGCUAAAGCCUGACAAGACUAUCACCACUGAGCCCCACCAUAUCUGGCCUUCUUUAUCAGAUGAUCAAUGGACAAAG
Molecule: messenger RNA, 705 nt
Organism: Striga asiatica
Lineage: Eukaryota; Viridiplantae; Streptophyta; Magnoliopsida; Lamiales; Orobanchaceae
Source: the annotation of a GenBank genome assembly